Bufo bufo (common toad) is the source of this 1306-nucleotide messenger RNA. It is a transcript of the gene LMO2, whose product is annotated as LIM domain only 2. The transcript is spliced from 3 exons. The record is from RefSeq and is a predicted model, not a curated record. NCBI's taxonomy places the organism in Eukaryota, Metazoa, Chordata, Amphibia, Anura, Bufonidae. Gene Ontology annotation, molecular function: transcription coactivator activity; DNA-binding transcription factor binding. Gene Ontology annotation, biological process: positive regulation of transcription by RNA polymerase II. Gene Ontology annotation, cellular component: nucleus. The coding region runs from base 252 to 728 and encodes 158 amino acids.
GACACAGGCGUCCCUCUCAGACCUUCCCUUCUUGCAACAGGACUCAUUCAGCUGCUGGGGAUACAGAUGUGGCUGCUCAGUGAUGGAGAAGGGGCAGCGGGUAUGUGCACUGAGUGACACUGAGAGUUGGGGGGACAGCUCCGUCAUUGGGGGUCUCUGGUGCACGGACUUGUGACGGUGGAAUCGCUGAUUGUGGCUCGCUGCAAAGAAGACGACGGAUCAUUGUGCGGACAAUACACAGGAGAAGGCAAAUGUCAUCAGCCAUAGAAAGGAAGACCCUGGACCCUGCAGAUGAGCCAGUGGAUGAAGUCCUGCAGAUCCCACCCUCACUUUUGACAUGUGGGGGCUGCCAGCAAAAUAUCGGGGAUCGCUACUUCCUAAAGGCCAUCGACCUGUACUGGCACGAGGACUGUCUGAGCUGUGACCUGUGUGGGUGCCGGUUAGGAGAAGUCGGAAGGAGACUUUACUACAAAUUAGGACGCAAGCUGUGCCGGAGAGAUUACCUAAGGCUUUUCGGUCAGGACGGUCUAUGUGCAUCAUGUGACAAGAGGAUCCGGGCUUAUGAAAUGACCAUGCGGGUGAAGGACAAAGUCUACCACCUGGAGUGCUUCAAGUGCGCGGCUUGUCAGAAGCACUUCUGCGUUGGUGACCGUUACCUGCUCAUCAACUCAGACAUUGUGUGCGAGCAGGACAUCUACGAAUGGACCAAACUUAAUGGGAUGAUGUAGCCUCACGUGGGUCUACUCAGGUGGACGUCUCUCUCAUAUGUCAUCUGCUCCAUGAGGUCGCCAGAUAAACCUCACUCUAUGACACUGAGUCCUAGAAAUUCAUCACGUCGUGUUGGACAUCCAAGGUGGUCUCUGUUAGAAGAACCAUAAGGUGGUUCCAAUUCAGUUCUCUGUCCUCACCAUGGUGCUUCUAUAUUGAGAAGAGGACAAUAUUUGAGUGGUUACCUCCUAUGGAUUAUGAAAAAACAUGUUGCAAGACACAUAACAAUCAAAAAGACUACAAACUACUGCAACGUGUUUGGUGACCAUGAUGCAAACGUACGCUGCAGUUUUUGGCAGUGAAUGGAAGUAUCAAUACCACUGACCUAUGCUGGAUAAUCUAUGCAAUACAAGCGUCUUGUUCUUAAUUUCCCAUUUUUUUUCCACUGUGGAAAGGUUAAAGACUAUGUAAAUGUAACUGACAUACUUCUUCUUGUGUAGAAUGGUUCCUAGAGAGCCCUCUGAAGCUCGGGGGUAUAAGGAAGCCUCUAUCCCCAUAUAUAUUACAUUAAAUAAAGUUAGGUUCAUGUUUUCAUUUC